Molecule: messenger RNA, 1548 nt
Organism: Miniopterus natalensis
Lineage: Eukaryota; Metazoa; Chordata; Mammalia; Chiroptera; Miniopteridae
Source: RefSeq, a predicted model, not a curated record
UUUCUGACCCUUUUCCAGCAAAUUGUGGCUACAAAUGUGCCCCCCGAAGAUCAGGAUGGCUCUGGGGACGACUCUGACAACUUCUCUGGCUCCGGUGCAGGUGCUCUGCAAGAUUUCACCCUCUCACAGAAGUCCCCCUCCACCUGGAAGGACAUGGGGCUCCUGACAGCAAUGCCCACGGCUCCAGAGUCCACCGGCACUGAUAUCAUCUCUGCCGCCACCUCCGUCCUGCCAGUUGGAGCGGGAGACCAGGAGCAAGAGGGAGACACAGUGUUCUUGGUCAACGUGGGAUCUGGCUUUACCAGACUGGAAAAGACCACCUACCCACCCGGUGAGACCACGCCACACCCAACCACCCACCGGGUGUCAACUACCAGAGCCACCACUGCCCAGGCACCUGUCACCUCCCAUCCCCUCAGAGACAUGCAGCCUGACCACCAUAAGACCUCAGCUCCCGAAGGACCUGGCCAGCCCGACCCUCACACUGUCACCAUGGAGGAAAAAGGCCUUUUUGCCACCGAGAGAGCUGCUGAGUUUGGAGCUAUCACCCAGUUCCCAGCAGGAGAGGGCUCUGGGGAGCAGGACUUCACCUUUGACAUGUCUGGGGAGUUCACAGCUGGGCCUCCUGUGAAACAAGACCAGCUGGAGGAACCCUUAUUGGGUUCCAGCGGUUCCGGCGCCUCCGGGGCCUCACAGGGCCUCCUGGACAGGAAGGAGGUGCUGGGAGGGGUCAUUGCUGGAGGCCUGGUGGGGCUCAUCUUGGCCGUGUGCCUGGUGGGCUUCAUGCUGUAUCGGAUGAAGAAGAAAGACGAGGGCAGCUACUCCCUGGAGGAGCCGAAACAAGCCAACGGAGGGGCCUACCAGAAGCCCAGCAAGCAGGAGGAGUUCUACGCCUGACGGAGCGGUCCUCCCCCGCCACUCGCUAGGCCCCCACUUGCCUCUUCCAUGAAGAACUGCAGGCCUGCCUCCCCUGGCACCUUGCCACCUCCCUGAUGCUCCCAGCCCCUCUGGCCCAUGCCCCACAGAGUCCUGGGGCGCGCUGGGGGCUCCCCUCUUUUUCUCUGACUUCUGCCUGGAGCCUGGGGUGCGAGGGCUUUCUGCAUCUGACCUCCCCACUGCGGCCGGCCCCUGGCAUCUUGCCACUCUGACUCGGUCUCUCCAACCCCGGAACAGCUCUGGAGACAGAGGGGACCCCAACUGCUGUGGACCUGGGUGGCCCGCUGGGGCUGAGGGCUCACACGCCCGUAGCACUUACUGGUAGAGAUGGGCAGCCUCGGGGGCAUCGCUGGCUGAGUGGCGAGGGAGAGGAGUUCAGGGCUCCAUCCGAGUUCACUUUGUUCUGUGGGGAGGUCUGACUUAGAUACCAACUUGUUUUUGCACAUGUUUCCUCUAGUUUCUUUGUUCAUAGCCCAGUAGACGUUAUUAUUUUUGAGGUAAGUUAAGUUGAUUUCGUUAAUAUCCCAUCUUGCUUCCCUAAUCUACCGCCAGGAUGCAGCGUCAGGGUUAAGAAGACCUUUUUUUUUUUUUUUUUUUUUUUUUUUUUUUUUU